AUGUAUUUGGGGUACAAAAUUUAUAAAAGUGGUUAUUUACUGUUCUUAGAGUCACACGCUUUGAAAGACAUAACCUUGUCCGACCUUUGUGGUCAACCUUUGUGCCGGCGAGGCAGCCGGCGGGCCGACCCGUCUGCCGUCAAGGAAAGUGCUAAACACCAAAGGCGGAGAACCCUGCGGCACCUACGUGAGGAACGGGAGGAACGCCCAGAUGAGCAGUUCCGUCCCGUUCCUCCGAUGCCGAAUGACCUACCGAGGAGCACUCAGACCCUCGUCCGUCGCCUCGCGACCAACACUGCCCUCUCCCCGGCGCUGCGCCAUAAGUUCUUGAGCGACGACCCCCACGAGGGGGCGUGUCGCCGGUGCCGCAGGACCGCGACGGCUGCCUUUGUUGUCUGGGAGUGCAAGCGUCAUGCUCGCCUUCGGAAAACGAAACUGGAGGAACUCCCAGACGAGAUCCGUCCGGCGACGUACGUCGAUUGGAUUUUGCCCACCAGUCGUGACAGGACGAUCGUCUUCCUGCUGUGGACAAAGCUGGCGGAGUUCGUCUACGACGACGGCGGCCCCGGCGGACGAUUUUGCAGCAGCAAAAGGCGCUGGGACCAACACCCACCCACACCGCCGUGACGGCAAUGGCGGAUCCUUAGGCCCGCACCGAUGCAGGCGACAAUGGUGCAUUAUAUGUGUGUAUG
This is a messenger RNA of Ixodes scapularis (black-legged tick), 692 nucleotides long. RefSeq lists its product as uncharacterized. The transcript is spliced from 2 exons. The record is from RefSeq and is a predicted model, not a curated record. Bases 1 to 627 code for a protein of 208 amino acids. Lineage: Eukaryota; Metazoa; Arthropoda; Arachnida; Ixodida; Ixodidae.